AUGCUUCAAACCUUUGAGGAGGCCCUCGGACGUAAGUGGGGCUCAUGCAGCUACAGCUGUCCGUCCGUCUACGGUAACGCGUCAUGCGUCCCUGACGCGUUCAGGUGUGACGGUGACGCGGACUGUUUGGGGGAGGAGGACGAGCAGGGCUGUGGAGACGCCGCACCUAUGGAAGAUGGAGACGGAGAGACAGGUGACGGGGAGGCCACAGAUGGCCAAGCAACGACCAACAGGCCCACACCUGGCCAAGAAGCGACCAGUGAGUUCAACGCUGGCCAACGUGCAACCAGCGGGCCCAUAGGUGACCAAGAAGCGGCCGGCGGACCCACAGGGGGCCUACAGCCAGAGCCUACCGCAGAACCCACUGCACGAAAACAAGAAUUUCUGGCAAUCUUUGGUUUCUUACACUACCGUGGAACUUGA
Branchiostoma floridae (Florida lancelet) is the source of this 423-nucleotide messenger RNA. Its product is annotated as CD320 antigen-like. The coding region runs from base 1 to 423 and encodes 140 amino acids. Gene Ontology annotation, molecular function: protein binding. The record is from RefSeq and is a predicted model, not a curated record. NCBI's taxonomy places the organism in Eukaryota, Metazoa, Chordata, Leptocardii, Amphioxiformes, Branchiostomatidae. The transcript is spliced from 2 exons.